AUCCAGGUGGCUGUACAGGUGCACGUCCGACGGGCGGAUGGUGUCCACUUUAUGUUCGGGGACAACAAUAAAGCGUCCCAGUCCAUUUCAGGUUGAGAGUAAUAAAACAAGCCGAGAUGUAAAAGACUCGUUUUUAGGUGUUAGGUUUGUGUUGCGUCGAGUCAUGGUUUGUUUAGGUUGCAGCUUGAGGACGAGCUGCAUGUCCAGGUGGGGUGUAGUGUUAGAGUACGUAAUGGGCUUGGGCUGGCGAUAUAGCCCGUUAGUCUUAGGGUUAAUUAGAGAUAAGGGUCGUUUGCUUAGGGAGUCAAGUAAACCUCUCUCUAUAUAAGGAGCGGAGAUGUAUCAAUCUAAUGAAGCAAAAAUUAAAAAGGAAAUCCCUUCCCUCUUGCCCGACCGGCCUUCUCGCGCCCUCGCAGCCCUCUCUCCCUCCCAAACCCUAGCAGCCACAUAACACAUACAUAACCACAUAUAAAUUUAGAUCUCAAAUAUUUUAACAUCAAUAUUUUACAAGCCAACAACAUAGAAUAAAUUAUUUAUUAACAAUUAUUAGCAUUAGCAAUAUUAUCUUCUGAUUUAGAAGUGGAACUAACAGAUUGCAAUUCAUCACCACGAAAGAGUGAAAGCAACUUGCCUGAAAAAAUAGCACGCUAACGCUAUGAAGUUUUAGCACGAUAUAGCAUGCUAUUUCGUAAAUAGCGUCACAACGAGCAAAAUUACUACUAAAAUUUAGCGUGGACCCUCUAGAUAUACUAUAGCGCGCUAUUAUCAGAAAAAUAUGGUGCUAUUUUAAACCUUGGCCUAAACUGCCAUAUGCGGACUGAUAUACCGUGUCUGCUAGAGUUGCUCUAAUAACUUCUUGCUUGAGCACGUGAUGUAAGCUACAAUCAUUGGCUAGAACGAAUGGGGCUUUGUUUACUCCCUACUUCGGUUUGGACAAGCAUCACGAAGGUGCCGAACAUUUACCUACCUAUAGGCUGCUGCAAACUCUACAUAUACUAGUAUAUCACGCAAGCACCUCUCACAGCCACCAGAGCCAUUUCCAUCGCAGCCAAAAUGCUAGCCACGGAGACGGAGCCACCUAAAGUGCUCGCUUCUCUCGCCGUGGUACUGUUGCUGCUGCUGACCACGGCCACUGCCGCCACCCUCAUACCGGACGCGACGGUGCUCGAGGGACAGGCCAGAGCGCUUCUUGUAUGGAAAGCCAGCCUUACCAGCCAGAGCCAGCACAUCCUGCUGUCCUGGGAGAACACGUCGGCGACUUGCGACUGGCACGGGAUCAGGUGCACAGCACACCGGCGCGGGCACCAGACCGUGAUCAGCGGCCUCUCUCUUCGGGGGAGGAUGCUGAGAGGGUCUCUGGCGUCCCUCAAUUUCUCGGUGCUGGCGACCAUGAGGCACCUUGACCUCUCGCACAACCACCUCACUGGGGGCAUCCCUCCCGGCAUCGAGGUCCUCGUGGAGCUCCAAGCUCUACUCCUGCAAGGCAACCAGAUAAGAGGCUCCCUUCCACUAGGCAAAAUGAGUGCUAAUCUUGUGACCCUCGACUUGUCAGACAAUCACUUAGUUGGUCACAUCCCUUCAAAAAUAGGCUACCUAAAGCACUUGGUCGCUCUAAAUAUGUCUAGUAAUUAUUUAUCCGGCUCCAGCCCAAGCAACUUAGGAUACUUGACCAACCUCACGACCUUGGACCUUUCGGACAACCAACUUUCUAGUCAAAUUCCACAAGAACUAGGUAAUUUGGUCAAUUUGGAAGUCCUGGCUCUUGGUGGAAACACACUGUCAGGUUCCAUCCCAAACAGCUUUAGAAAUUUGACAAAACUAACCACCUUGUAUCUUUAUGCAAAUCAACUUUCAGGGCAAAUUCCACGAGAACUUGGUUGUCUGGUGAACUUAGAAUAUGUGUAUCUUCAUAGGAACACACUCUCGGGUUCAAUCCCAAUUAGCAUAGGCAACUUAACUAAACUCAUUGCCUUGGAGCUUGCCACGAACCAGCUUUCUAGUAAAAUUCCACGAGAGUUAGGUUACCUUGUGAACUUAGAGCACUUGAGUCUUAGCAACAACACAUUAUCAGGUUCCAUCCCAAACAUCAUAGGAAAUUUGACAAAAUUGAUUUACUUAGGUCUUUGGAAGGACAGGCUUGCUGGGAAAAUUCCACAAGAAUUAGGUUACCUUGUGAACUUAGAGACCUUGGAUCUUAGUACAAACAGACUCUCAGCCUCUAUCCCACGCAACUUAGGGAAUUUAACAAAACUGACUACCCUGUACCUUGACAUUAACCAACUUUCUGGCCACAUUCCUCGAGAAAUAGGUGAUGCGGUGAACUUACGAUACUUGGCCCUUAGUGAAAACAGACACUCAGGUUCCAUCCCAAAUAACUUAGGAAACUUGACAAAACUCAUCCUCUUGAACUUGAUACAGAACGAACUUUCCGGACACAUUCCUCAAGAAAUCGGAAAUAUAAAGAGUUUAUCAACAUUGGCACUCGCUUUUAAUAACCUCUCUGGUGCCUUGCCAUCUGGUCUUUGUGCGGGAGGUCAGCUACAACUUUUGAGCGCUACUGACAACAACUUGGUUGGAGCCUUGCCACCAACGUUGUUAAGUUGUAAGAGCUUAGUCAGGGUUCGACUUGAACGGAAUAAUCUGGAAGGAGAUAUCACAGGCAUGGGAGCUCAUCCAAAUCUUGUCUAUAUUGAUAUCAGUUCAAAUAAGCUAUUUGGUAAAUUGUCUCAUCGUUGGGGUGAGUGCUACAAUCUCACCAUGUUGCGUGCAUCAAACAACAAUAUAACUGGAGUAAUACCAUCAAGCAUAGGAAAAUUAUCGCAGUUGGGUGUACUUGAUAUUUCAUCAAACAAGCUUGAAGGUCAUAUUCCACCGGAAGUCGGCAACAUAACAUCAUUGUUUAGUUUGAGCCUUUCUGGUAACAUUCUCCAUGGAAAUAUACCCCAAGAAAUUGGAUCACUGAUAGAUCUGGAGUACCUAGAUUUAUCAUCAAACAACCUAUAUGGAAAUAUACCAGGAUCAAUUCAGCACUGCUCGAAGCUUCACUUUCUAAAGUUGAGCAGUAAUCACCUCAAUGGUACCAUUCCCAUCGAACUAGGGAAGUUGGCAAACCUGCAAGAUUUGUUAGAUCUAAGUGAAAAUUCAAUUGAUGGUACUAUUCCAAGUAUGCUAGGUGGUCUUAGUACGCUUGAGGCCUUGAAUCUUUCACACAAUGCCCUGAAUAGCAGCAUUCCACCAUCAUUUCAAAGCAUGACCAGUCUCCUAUCCAUGGAUGUGUCAUACAACAAAUUGGAAGGGCCAGUGCCACAUACUAAGCUCUUCGAAGAAGCUCCAAUAAAAUGGUUCGUGAAUAAUAAGAAAUUGUGUGGCGUUGUGAAAGGUUUGACUCCUUGUGAUCUUCCUCAAAGUAGUGGACAAAAAAGGCAUUCUAGAGCUAUUUUGCUAGCUGUUAUACCUAUUGUUGUAUCUUUUGUGUUUGCCACUGCACUAGUAACAUGGAAAUGCAAGAAGAAAAAUAAAGCAAAGGCAGAAACUGUAAAUGAAGGACAACAAACCAACAUGUUCACCAUUUGGAACUUUGACGGGGAGGAUGUGUACAAAAAAAUUGUUGAUGCCACAAACAAUUUCAACGAUGCUCAUUGCAUUGGAUUUGGAGGGAAUGGAUCUGUCUACAGAGCUCAGUUACCAAAUGGUGAAGUGUUUGCAGUAAAGAAGAUCCAUAAGAUGGAAGAUGAUGAGCAAUUUGACCGUGAAAUACAUGCGUUGUUGCACAUACGACAUCGCAACAUUGUAAAGUUAUUCGGUUACUGCUCUGCAUCUCAAGAAAGAUUCCUUGUGUAUGAGUACAUGGAUAGAGGGAGCUUAUUAGCAUCUUUGAAGGGUAAGGAAACUGCAGUUGAAUUGCAUUGGACCAGGAGGUUAAAUAUUGUUCAGGAUGUGGCUCAUGCUUUGUCUUACAUGCAUCACGGUUGCUUCACGCCAAUUGUUCACAGAGAUAUAACAAGCAGCAAUGUAUUGCUUGAUGUAGAAUUUAAAGCCUCCAUCUCAGAUUUUGGUCUAGCAAAAAUACUAGAUGUGCAUGCAUCGAACAGCUCAAAUCUUGCUGGGACAAAAGGAUAUCUUGCCCCAGAGCUUGCAUACACAACAAGGGUGACCGAGAAGUGCGAUGUCUAUAGCUUCGGGGUGCUGGUUCUAGAGUUGAUUAUGGGAAAUCACCCAGGUGAUUUCCUUUCGUCUGUGGACAACAAAACUAUAUUAUUUCGGAAUUUUCUGGACACCCGGCUCAAAAUCCCGGAAGCUGAGAUCGCAAGUGAGAUAUUUCAUGUAAUCACCGUCAUUCUUCGGUGCAUAGAGUCCAAUCCAUCACACCGUCCAACGAUGCAGGAAGUACUCAAGGUGUUCUCAACGGCCAAACAAUCACCUACCAAUCAUAUUGAUUAUCUUCACACCAGCAUUGCCAUCCCUACCUGGUCCUGAAUCUUCAUAAAGUUAGCAAAUCGUUUCUUUCUUCCGUUUGAUUUUGUAUCUGUCUGUAGUACAUUUUAUCUGUAUGCUCGAUUACUUUCUGCAUUACCCACAUGUAGAAAUACUUGUAGGGUUGUGUGUGUCAUGAUGAUGCAAAGGCUGAAGGUUUGAACCUCCUUUUGAGAAAAAGAAAAGAGAUUGAAGUAUUGUAGUUUAUUUCUGCAUUAGCGUUUCUGCAUUCUAUUUGUAUAGUAUAGUACUAAGAAAUGUACCCGUGAGUUGUAACGGGAGAGAAAAUCGCCGAACAUGCGGAGAGGAUAUGGCGCGUGAGCGCCGCCUCUUCGAUGACCUUUGGAUUGCCAUUGUUGCGACCUUGUGGUCGCUCUA
Molecule: messenger RNA, 4851 nt
Organism: Lolium perenne
Lineage: Eukaryota; Viridiplantae; Streptophyta; Magnoliopsida; Poales; Poaceae
Biological process (GO): protein phosphorylation
Molecular function (GO): ATP binding; protein kinase activity; protein binding
Source: RefSeq, a predicted model, not a curated record